CCUGCCUCGGAACUCUAGGUUAUUAAAGACGCGGUGCUGUAAAGCAUUGGGAGGGGGCGGCCAGAGGCAAUAACAGCUAAGUGCAAAGCCAGGGAUGUUGGCAGUUGCUUAUUAAGUUGUACAAAGCAGAUUAGAGCCGCAGCAGCAACAGCAGCCGCAGCAGACAGCAUCUCCUCAGUCUCCCAACUGGGCUGGGCUGGGGAGGGGUCUUUGUCUCCUGCCCCUCCACCCCCAAGAGAUGGUGGAUUCAAGCAGGGAGCAUUCUCAUUCAUGGAGCAGUGGGACCAAGGGACCAGUCAGGAGAGCAGAGUGCUUUUCGGUUUGGCACGCUGGCACAUGUUCAGACAUGGGAGGCAAUGCUUUCACCUGGCAAAAUCUUAGAGAUUUUGCACCCAAGAGCCAACCCAAGGAACACAACAACAGCAUGCUUUGAUCCCUGGAUUGGAAAUGGAGCUGCCUGCAGGGUGUUUCAAAUAAAUAGGCAACAUUGGCUGAGUUGCAAAUGCUACUUUGGGGAUCUUUAUCUCAGACUGAAAAGAACCAGUGAGCGGAGGCACCAAACCAACGUCGCACGUGCCACCUGGAUGGAGACUAGGAAAGCCUCUUUGCCCCUGAAGCAUCCCAUGACGCUACACUACCAACCAGAGUUCAGGGAAGAGAGGCCGUUGGCUGCAUCUGUGUACUUGGUUCUGUUUUCACUGCUGUUGCUUCUGGCCUUGCCAUCCAAUGCCAACCCUGUGCCCACUCCCACAGAUGAAAGUGGGGAGAUAGUGGAGUGGCUGAUGCAGUAUGGAUACCUUCCUCCAUCUGACCCAAUCACAGGCCAGCUGCAAACAUGGGAGGCAGUGACAAGUGCCAUCCGGGUCAUGCAACAUUUUGCAGGCAUUGCAGAGACUGGGAUCCCAGAUGAUGCCACACUGACUCUGAUCCGGAUGCCUCGCUGUUCACUGCCCGAUAUAAUCACCCCCUUCCCAGAAAAACUUCCUUUGAGAGAAAAAGGAAGGAGGAAAAGGCAGAAAAGAAAGAAGAGUCGCAGCAGAAGGAGUGCAGGCUCUGUUUGGACUAAGAGGAACAUCUCCUGGAGGGUGAAGACCUACCCACGGGAAUCCCAUCUUAGCCGGGAAACCAUGCGGACGUUGAUGUAUUAUGCCCUGAAGGUGUGGAGUGAAGCCACACCCUUGAACUUCCACGAGGUGGGUGGCCACACUGCGGACAUCUCUGUGGAGUUCCUCCGACUGGACCAUCAAGACGGUUACCCCUUUGAUGGUCCGGGUGGGAUGGUGGCCCAUGCCUUCUUUCCAGGAGAUCCCCAGAGGGCUGGCAAUGUCCACUUUGACAGCAGUGAAGAAUGGACCUUUCGGUCACCAGAUGACUUUGGAACUGACCUUUUCGCAGUGGCUGUCCAUGAGUUUGGCCAUAGCCUUGGCCUGACACAUUCCCCUUCCAAGCACUCUAUCAUGCGCCCUUAUUACCAAGGCCCAGUGGGAGACCCACUGCAGUACCAGCUGCAUGCGGAUGACUGUAUGGAGAUCCAGAAUCUUUAUGGGAGCAGAAUUCUUCAUUCCACGGAGAAACCAGAGGUCACUUCGCUGCUCCCGGAUCUUCUCUCUCUGCCUCAUGAUUUUCCUGCCCUCAGGUCAGGCAGAGAAUUCCCCGAUCGCUGUGUCUCCAGUGUUGACGCUGUGGCCCACAUCAGAGGGGAAACUUUCUUUUUCAAAGGCCAGUACUUCUGGCGCUUGACCCAGAGCCGGCACCUCACUUCUCUGCGCCCAGCCUUGAUUACGGGCUUCUGGCGAGGCCUCCCCCCCACUCUCCGCAAAGUGGACGCUGCUUACGAGAGGCACACGGAUCAUCGCAUCCUUUUCUUCAGUGGACCCCUGUACUGGGUGUUUAAGGACAAUGGUGUGGAAGAGGCUUACCCACGCCCCGUCACAGACUUUGGGCUGCCGCAAGGUGGCAUUGAUGGUGCUUUCUCAUGGCCUCCAGACAGAAAAACGUAUUUCUUCAAGGGAGAUCUUCACUGGAGCUAUGAUGAAGCUACAGGACACAUGGAAGAAGGCUUCCCCUUCCAAAUAACACCUUGGGAACAGUUCUCCACCUCCAUAGAUGCUGUGCUCAGUGAAAAUGAUGGAACACUCUAUGUCUUUAAAGGCAAGGAGUACUGGAAGUUUGACCAGGACACUCUCCAGCCCCAGGCAGGCUACCCUCGUUCCAUAGCCAAGGACUGGCUGGACUGUAGGGGGGAACUGUAUCCUUCCAGAACCGUGCCGACCAGCCCUGCUUCAAGAGCUGAACUUCAUCCAGACUUGCGUGGUCCUCAGCUGGAGGUUGAGCACUGUGCGUGCUUUUGUUCAGCCUUUCAAGCACUCCCUUCCACCUUGCUUCACUGCCUGCCUGUCCUUGUUCUGUCCCUGCAUGGAUUUCCCUAGGAAAAGGCAAGGAACCUCUUCUUGCUCUGUGAGCAUCAGUUAUGGUUGCUGUCAGAAUGGCUGUCGCAAGCUGAAAGUGGCAAAACGUGAAACAUCCCAGUGAAGUGGGAUCUGGUGAACAAGUAGGAUGUAGUUUCCUCAGUUGGGACUGUUGUGCAUGGUGGGAAAGCAUUCUUCAAUAAGUUGCACUUUGGUACAAAUUAAAUUGGGAAGGAAUGUGAGCUCCCAAAUGACCUGAA
Anolis sagrei ordinatus is the source of this 2668-nucleotide messenger RNA. RefSeq names its product matrix metalloproteinase-17-like. The record is from RefSeq and is a predicted model, not a curated record. NCBI's taxonomy places the organism in Eukaryota, Metazoa, Chordata, Lepidosauria, Squamata, Anolidae. Gene Ontology annotation, molecular function: metalloendopeptidase activity; zinc ion binding. Gene Ontology annotation, cellular component: extracellular matrix. Gene Ontology annotation, biological process: extracellular matrix organization; proteolysis; collagen catabolic process.